Morus notabilis is the source of this 2260-nucleotide messenger RNA. Its product is annotated as pentatricopeptide repeat-containing protein At3g18020. Gene Ontology annotation, molecular function: protein binding. The record is from RefSeq and is a predicted model, not a curated record. Bases 1 to 2145 code for a protein of 714 amino acids. Lineage: Eukaryota; Viridiplantae; Streptophyta; Magnoliopsida; Rosales; Moraceae. The transcript has a single exon.
AUGUCCCUCGGAAGCCUGCCGCUGCUGAAGCUCCCACUCCCGCACAAAACCAUAAGCGUUUCUCUUGCAUUCUUCUUCACUACAACCAUUACUCCUCAUCCUCAUCCUCAACAACAACAUCAACAACCAAAACGACAAUCGAAUCACGGACCAGACAACUCUUUUUCUGCUCUAGAACAAGUGAGUGUGGACGACAAGUCGUACUGGACCAAAACCAUUCACAAUCUCUGCACCCGACACCGCAACGUCGACGAGGCUCUCUGCCUACUCGACCGUCUCAGCCUCCGCGGUUACCGUCCCGACUCGCUUAACCUCAGCAGUAUAGUCCACGCGCUCUGCGACUCCAAUCGAUUCGACGAAGCCCAUCACCGGUUGAUCCUGUCCGUUGAUUCCAAUUGUGUCCCUGACGAGCGCACUUGCAAUGUUCUUAUCGCUCGUUUGCUCGGCUCGAAAUGCCCAGAUGCCACUUUGCGUGUUAUUCGCAAGUUGAUUGAGUUUAAGCCUGAGUUUGUGCCGUCUUUGGUUAAUUACAACCGUUUGAUCGAUCAGCUCUGCUCGUUUUCGAGGGUCGCCGAGGCUCAUCGGUUGUUUUUUGAUUUGCAGGAUAGAGGGCAUUGUCCGAAUGCCGUGACUUUCACGACUCUGAUAAAUGGUUACUGUAAAGUUGGUGAAUUGGACUGUGCACAUAAGAUGUUCGAAGAAAUGUCUGAGAGAGGUGUGCCUCCGAAUUCCCUCACGUUCAGUGUUUUGAUUCGCUGUGUUUUGAGGAUGAGAGAUGUUGAGCGAGGGCGGGGAUUGAUGUGCCAGCUUUGGGAGAGAAUGAAGUGUGAGGACGACUCGUCUGUGAAGAAUGCGGCUUUCUCAAAUCUUGUUGAAUCCUUGUGUCGGGAAGGGUUUUUCAAUGAGGUGUUCUCGAUUGCAGAGGAUAUGCCUCAAGGAAACAGUCUCAACGAAGAGUUUGCCUAUGCACAGAUGAUAGAUUCUCUUUGUAAAGCUGGAAGACAUCAUGGAGCUUCGAGAAUAGUUUACAUAAUGAGGAAAAGAGGGUUGAUUCCGUGCUUAGUGUCAUAUAAUUCGAUAGUGCAUGGACUAUGCAAUGAGGGAGGCUGCAUGAGGGCUUAUCAGUUGUUAGAAGAAGGAAUUGAAUUUGGCUAUAGCCCGUCGGACUACACUUACAAGGUUCUAGUUGAAUGCCUCUCCUUAAAAUCAGACCUUCUAAAGGCAAAGGAAGUCCUUGAAGUCAUGCUCAAAAAGAAAGGAGUCGACAAAACUAGAAUAUACAACAUAUAUUUGAGAGCCCUUUGUCUGAUGAAUAAUGCGACUGAGCUUUUGAAUGUAAUUGUUUUUAUGCUCCAAAGUCAGUGUCAACCAGAUGUGAUCACGCUCAACACGGUUAUUAAAGGAUUUUGCAAGAUGGGGAGAGUGGAAGAAGCUUUAAAAGUACUAAAUGAUAUGAUGGUUGGCAAAUUUUCUGCCCCCGAUGUCAUGACCUACACUACUAUCAUUUUUGGUCUACUCAACGUUGGAAGAAUCCAAGAUGCUAUGGAUUUGUUGCAUUGUGGGAUGCUUGACAAUGGUGUGAACCCUGGCGUGGUGACAUAUAACGCAGUCCUUCGCGGUUUAUUCAAACUUCGGCGAGCAAAUGAAGCAAUGGAGAUUUAUAACACCAUGGUAGGUAGAGGUAUAGUGGCUGACAGUACCACUUACACCAUAAUAAUCGAUGGGUUGUGCAAGUCCAAUCAAAUAGAGGAAGCGAAAAGGUUUUGGGAUGAUAUUAUUUGGCCCUCAAGAGUUCAUGAUAACUUUGUUUAUGCGGCUAUUCUAAAAGGGCUUUGCCGCUUGGGAAAUUUUGGCGAAGCUUGUCAUUUUCUAUAUGAACUUGUAGAUUCUGGGGUCUCUCCAAAUAUUUUCAGUUAUAACAUUCUAAUUGACAGUGCUUGCAAAUUAGGUUUGAAAGAUGAGGCUUAUCAAAUAGUAAGAGAGAUGAGAAGGAAUGGACUGAACCCAGAUGCUGUAACUUGGAGGAUUCUUGACAAGUUGCCACGCAAUUCGAGAAAACUAACUUUUGUCGACAAUUCAACAUUGCAACCAGGUAGCGGGUUGCCUAAGAUGGAAAUCCAAAUUGGAUUCUUCAACAAUGAAUAAGAGACGUUGUACAAUAUACUUGUCCAUGAAGAUGGAUGACAUAGACGCUUUUUUCUAGAGGACCUCAUCUUGUGCAAACAUGGAAAUUAGUGGAAGAGAAUGUAAAAUGAGAUGG